This is a messenger RNA of Enterobius vermicularis (human pinworm), 1230 nucleotides long. NCBI's taxonomy places the organism in Eukaryota, Metazoa, Nematoda, Chromadorea, Rhabditida, Oxyuridae. The record is from the annotation of a GenBank genome assembly.
AUGUGGACAACAGCUUUACAGUUAUUUUCAUUUUCGUUACUUGCAUGUUUUUUCUUGCUUGCUAAUUACGAAGAAACUCAAAAAAUUGCCACCGUCAUGUUACUCUGCACACUUCUGAUGAUUGCUGCUGUUUAUGGUAGCGUAAAAUAUGUUAUGGGUGCACAUUAUUCCUUUGCUGAGUACUUCGAGACAGAUCAGUUUUUAUUCAUUGGUUUAUCAAAUUGUCAUUUAACUGUUGAACGUAGUCCGCCGCCUGGAAACUGUCCAUAUCACGUAAUAUAUCAAACGAGUACAUACGAAACUUCCCCCCCUUGUUCACUGGCAAAGUUGCAUGUUUUGUUAGCUGACAAGGAGUUGCCCCAGGCGCUGAUACUCGCUCCUUCAUUUGAUGGGUAUGUAGUGGCUAAGCUGAAUCAUCUUCAUUGGCCGGAGGAAGGCGCAAGUCAGUUUGCCUUCCGAAGCACCCUAAUAGAUCUAAAGGAUCCGUCUCCAGUUGGAAGUAAAAUUGAUUAUCAAGACUUGCUCUUCACAUUGUUCGACAAUGAUAGUCGACUUCUUUAUCUUGUUCUCAAUAGUACUUCCAGUCAACGGCGUUCUGUUAGUUGCUACAUCUUUUAUGCAGAUCUUAGCAAAACACAAAUUAGUUUUCUUUAUAUUGGUCAGAUGCCGGUGCAUCCCGAAAACGAUUUCAGGGUUUUGUGGUCUGAAGACCCGUAUGAGCGUAAGUUUUAUUACGGUGUUAAGCAAGACGAAGAACUUGGGCUUUAUUCAGUUCCAUUUAACGAGUUAUUGUCAGUACUUUCUACGGGUUCGCCGGGAACCUUAGAGCUGCUUUUCCACGAUGACCGUGCUUACUUUAGCGUAACACACGACGUUGUGCUUUCUUACAUGAGUUCUUCCAGCAGGAUUGUCUAUUUCACGCUGCACUUGAAAAAGAAAAAUAGUAAUGGGAUAGUAUGUGAAUUGCCUUCGAAGAAAUCCAAGUUAAGCAGUUCUGUCUCAUUAUCUUUGCUUUUUGACAGCCACUACUGCGCACUUAGGAACAAAGAGACGAGUCUUGAGAAUUGUUCACUUGUCCUUUCUAAUAUGGCGCUAAAAACUUUCGUACUGAUUCUUGUCAUACGUAUAAGACGGCGGAAAAAAACGUCGAUGGACGAGACGUUUGCGAGAGCCGAAAGUCCACACAUUCACACGUACCCAGCUUUCGUAGCAGAGACAUCUGAUUUCUAG